Molecule: messenger RNA, 1608 nt
Organism: Aegilops tauschii subsp. strangulata
Lineage: Eukaryota; Viridiplantae; Streptophyta; Magnoliopsida; Poales; Poaceae
Source: RefSeq, a predicted model, not a curated record
AUGCCGUACUUCAACGCGGACGACCUCAACCUGGCCUGGGGCGAGCCGCCAGCAGAGAAGCUGCAGGAGUUUUUCGACAACUUGUCGGAGGGCUAUGUCCGCAACGAGCCGCUGCUCAUCCGCGGCACCACCAAGGAGGAGCUGGACUAUAUCGCCACCUGGGCGGCGGAGGCGCGGCAACCGGCUCAGGAGCAGCGUGCGCUAGACGAGGGCGAUGAAGGCCGCGGCAGCAAAGAAGAUGGUGAAGGCCGCGGUGGCGAAGAAGACGCCGAGUAUGUCCUCCUCGUCCAAGCGGCGCCGGACCUCAUCUCCUUCUCCCCUCCCUCGGAUAGCACCGUGGAGGCCGAAUUCGACCUCGGAUCUUUUAGCCCGAAGAGGAAGAGGAAGCAAGUGGAGGAAGAGUACGACACGGAGAAGCUGGCCCAGAGGGUGGCGAAGACGGCCAAGGCCUUGACGGGCGACAAGCCCCCGGCAGGAGGAGAACGACAGCAGGAGGAGCCGCCGAGGGCCACUCCCAACACGCCGCCCCCCUCGACUACGCCGCCCAGAGGGGCGUCCCCUGCAAGGGCAUCCACCACCGAGCCCACGCAUAUGGAGGAGGAGGCGAGCUUGGGUGCCGGUGGUUCUGCCCAGGCAACGAAUGCUGGCAGGGAGGGCGCCACUUCUUCCCAGCCCGGUGCGGACCCUUCCUCGACGAACCGGGAGGAUAUUGACACCGUCAUCGAGGAGGUUGUUGAUGAACCGAGCGCCGGCAGUGGCGGUUCCCAAGAGGAGCAGCUUCUUCAGGCCAUGAGCAUCAACUUCCAGAAGCUCCAGGCGCUCCACCGUGCCCGCCUGGAUAAGGCAAAAUCCAGGAUGGUGGCGGCGGACAAGGCGGGGGCGGAUCUUGAGGAGCGCGUCGCCGAGACGCAGGAGCUCAUCCUGAAGCAGGCUGACGUCGACAAGGCCCAGGAGGCGGCGAAGGAACAGGCCGCCAAGGGCGAGGCCGCUCGGCAUCAGCACCAGGCUCUGCUGAACUCGCAGGAGGAGAACCUUGCAGCCCGUGAGGAGGCGCUCGUCGCCACACUCCGUGGAAAGGAUGAGGAGGCCCUGGUCCAUGCCGACAAGGUGAAGGAGCUGGAGCUGGAGCGGGAGGAGCUGAAGAAGGUGGCCUCGGAGCUGACGAAGGAGAGAGACAUGGCCAACCGUUCUUUGGCGGAUGCCCAGGCCACAGUCUCCGACAAGGCCAAGCUGCUCUCCAAGGCCAACGACUCCAUCACUGAUCUGAAGUUGAAGCUGGACGGCUUGGAGGGGAUUCUUUCGGAGGCCGGGGCUCGUGAGGAGACCUUGAACAAGGUCCUGGAGGACGAGAAACAGCUAUGGAGGAAUGAUGUCGCCGAACAUGAGGAGUACACCAAGGGCGUACACCUUUGGAUCAACUGCCUCGUCGACGUCGCCGGCAGGAUCACCACGAAGUUGGCUGCCAUGGGGAUGCCGAAUGUCAGGUACUCCCAGGAGCCGAACGUGACUCUGUACUUCGAGGGCGUCCUGGGAGCCCUGGAGCAGCUCCGUUCAACCGAGCGACCUCUCUGGCCAACGAGGCCCGGAAGCUUUGCCGGGGCACCCUGA